This is a messenger RNA of Biomphalaria glabrata, 892 nucleotides long. Its product is annotated as macrophage mannose receptor 1-like. The transcript has 5 exons. NCBI's taxonomy places the organism in Eukaryota, Metazoa, Mollusca, Gastropoda, Planorbidae. The coding region runs from base 156 to 641 and encodes 161 amino acids. The record is from RefSeq and is a predicted model, not a curated record.
UUUUCUUAUCUAUGUGUGUUGUUGUUUUGCUUUUGUUGUUGUUUUUUGUUGUUUUGUUGUUGUUGUUUUUUUAUUUGCAAUAAAAUCAUUGAAUAAGUUGGAGUUGUACCUAAAGAUCUUCACACUAAAGAUCUCCUAUCCCCCACUGAGAGAACAUGAAGUACAUACAACUACAACUGAUAUUUCUUAGCUUAGAAAUCCUAUACCUUGGGGGGCAACGAGUUAAUUUACAAAUUAAAUGUCGGAAAUUUGGAUAUGAAAUGCAGACAUUAAGAAGUGCCACGAAGUGCCUCCAUUGGAACCGUGACAACGUGACUUUUACAGAAGCCAAAGAACAUUGUGAAGCUAACGGUGGCUUCUUGGCUACCUUCAAGACUGAAGAUGAGGUAGCACUGGCUACAACUUCCAAAAUCUGGCACUUCUGGGUGGGCUUGGAUGACAUGCAGAGUCAAGGAAUGUACAGGUGGCAUGAUGAUGGUACUAUAGCGCAAAAUGUGAAAGAUAUCUUUAAAUUUCAGGAAAUGACAAGACGCCCAAUCAGUGCGGAUUGCGCCUCGUUUAUGCCAUCAUUUUCCUCUCACGUUCUGACGUUUUGUGACACAAAGGCUGGUUUUGUUUGUGAGAUUAGAGCUGCGUCUUAGUGGAUCUUAGACUUUUGCUAUCUGGCCACAGUAAAAGAAAAAACGUCCAGUCGAAGAAAGAAUAAUAUUCCUAUUACAUCAGUAAUAUCUAACUCAACUCACUCCACGAUUCACUCUCUGAUGCAAAAUUCAACGUAUAUCCAUCACUAUAUUGGUUUACACCAGGAAAAAUUUAAUUGUAUAAAAUAACAUGUCAAAGAAAACUAAUACACAGGCAAAAGUGUUAUUUUAUUUAAAUAACUCAAGAAAAU